Messenger RNA from Aspergillus niger, 1566 nucleotides. RefSeq lists its product as hypothetical. The coding region runs from base 1 to 1566 and encodes 521 amino acids. The record is from RefSeq and is a predicted model, not a curated record. The transcript is spliced from 3 exons. NCBI's taxonomy places the organism in Eukaryota, Fungi, Ascomycota, Eurotiomycetes, Eurotiales, Aspergillaceae.
AUGGAAAGUCUCCCCAAAGGCUUGCUGACUACGGCAACAAAGGUAUCAACAGAGUUGGAUGGCGUGGGUCCAGUGCAUAUUGGGGAUGUCGUGCAGCUUUGGAAAGUAUACAGUGCCAAUCCAUCAGCGCAUGAUGACGACGUGGGAUAUAGGCUGGAGAACUUCUUCUGGAGAAUAUGGGGGAGUCAUUGUCUGAACCAUACUCUCCUGGGAUCUACGUUGGCCAGCCUGUUCCUACGUAUUUCCGAGCCCAACCCGUUUAGUCUGGUGCAGCUGAGCAAGGCAGCCAAAGCAGCUCAGUCAUCCAAGGGGAAUCGUGAAGGGCCCUCGGGGAGGCCGGGCGUUAAUAACGGGAAGGCACCACUUCACCCCAUACUCAAGAAGCCCCGAAACGGAAGUUCCAGCGGAGAAACACAUAAAACAACUCGUCUGCUCCUGACGGGCAUUGAUGGUCAGAGUACAACUCGCAAACCCUCGAAUCCCCCUACGCCGGUUCCUCCACCAGUGCCUACAAUGGGAGACACUGCGCCCCGACAGACGCAGAAGAAGGCGAUUUUUGUGGCAAGCAAGGCAAAAAGUAGCAAGCGUCGGCCUGUGAUAAUGCGACGCAAGUCCUCACAGCAGUCGUCUGGUACCAGUUCAACCCGUGCCCAAAGUCCACCACCAGACCCACCGCAGCUGACUCUGGAUUAUGCCCAAAGCCCACAAAUUCAAGCAUCUGGGAGUGCGUCGAAGGCUACCGUUGAUGCAUAUGAACUUAUUGAAACGAUGCCAUUGUUGAGAAGCCAUGGCGAACCUCGUUCAGACCUUGCCGUAUCCCCAAGAGACACGAAGAACGAGCUUCCCGGUAAAGGCCUCUUUAUAGAAGACGUACUCGAGAAAGACCCAGCCGAGGAAGAAAGAGCCCAAGUUGAAAGAUCCCCGGAACUACCAGAAUUGUUCUUAUCCGAUCUCAGAGAGCUUCUUGACACGGAACGACCAGAAGUGGCAUAUGUUAAGCCGCCACCUCCACGUCGAAGAGCAUUCUAUUCAGUCGAACCUUCCCUACCCGAACCCAAUUUUUUUUCAGCUACUGGAUGUCGCCGCUAUGAUGCACGAUAUCUGUCGGCGGAGAACUACGAGCAACCAUCCAGCAUGAAACUUGUUGACAAGAACUUCCGAAAGCAAUUCUCGGAUCGAGUACGCCGGGAACAAGUCCUGGUUUCUUCUCUAGGUUCACCUGAGCCAGAGACCGAACCCAAGGCAAUACUACCCAAACCAGUACGGGCUGAAUCUAGCAGCACGGUCACUAAUGACACAUCUCCAUCCCGGUUUGGGGAUUCACACGGAAAGGCGUCCACGGCUCCAAGCUCUGCCGUUCCUUUCCAACGGCCUUCAAACUAUGAGGAUUCGUUUUCAACUGACAGUCAGGGCAGUACGGAAGAGGAAGUGCCUCCAGUGUUGACCACCUUUACGAUGCCACGCAGACAAAGUCAGCUUAGUGUGAUGAUCGAGCAAAGUCGACAGCAGGGGGUAGAAGAGGGUCAGCAAGAGACGGAAGAGGUUAUUGAAGAGAUUAGAGAGUAG